Aureobasidium namibiae CBS 147.97 is the source of this 1188-nucleotide messenger RNA. RefSeq lists its product as uncharacterized. The coding region runs from base 1 to 1188 and encodes 395 amino acids. Gene Ontology annotation, molecular function: protein binding. The transcript has a single exon. The record is from RefSeq and is a predicted model, not a curated record. NCBI's taxonomy places the organism in Eukaryota, Fungi, Ascomycota, Dothideomycetes, Dothideales, Saccotheciaceae.
AUGAAUCUGCUGGAUCUCCCACGGGAAAUACGCGAUCACAUCUACACCAUCCUCCUCACCCCAUCAGCCAAUCGACACACCACCAACGACGAACAAACCACCUACACCUACACGCACUCCUCGCUCCUCCAAACAUCUCGCCAGAUCUACCACGAAGCCCGACACAUCCUUCUCGAGCAAAACACGUUCAUCAAAAUCACAACGCCAUUCCCGGAAUCCAAGUACCAUGUUGCCGAAGAUGGAGUCGCCAUCGUCACUGCCGACGACCAUGCAAUGGACUUCACAGAACAUGCCUUGGAAGUCAAGAUCGGACUUCCCGCUAUGGAAGUAGAAAGAGAAGACACAUUUGUGAUACAUGUGGAUAGCCUGGAGAAGUUCUGCGAGAGUUGGUAUUAUUCGGCGGCGGACACGCCAGACUUGAACGAGCACUUGACAUUGGAGUUGACGCUGCGGGAUCCUUUCGCUGUGUCUGCUUUGGAUGCGACUUCACCUACACCGCAGACGAUGAAGAAGUCUCUACAGAAGAGGUUGCUCCUUCCUUUCGGCAGAGUCAAGAAUCUGAAGAGUGUGGAUCUUUCAGGCACACCUGGUGCCGACGCAGAGGUGGUCGCAGAGAUGAAGCGAUUAAUGGCCAUACCUCUGGGCACACCCACCGAACGCCUCGUCCUCGCCAACACCCACAAAGAUGCCGGAAACGCAGCUCUGAUGGCGAAUCAACCGCUAGAAGCACUAGAACACUACCGCAAAGCCUGGGAAGCACUGUUUAUCAUCAUCAAAGGCAAACACCGCAAAGUCCACGGCGAACGCUUUUUCGAGUAUACACUCUCCCACCCUUUCGAAGGUCAAUACGGCAGCAUGGUACGCAUUGUACUGCGAGUGAGGCUGGUAGCAAACUCAUUACUCGCAUACAUCAAUCUCAAAGAUUGGGACACAGCAGUGCAUAUAGGGAUGCGCACGAUCAGUAUCAUGAGGCAAGGACAAGAGCAUUUAGAGCCAGAGCAAGAGGCAGCUAAUGGGUGGAUUUCUGGGCCCGAGAUGGGAAAGAUUUACUAUAGGACUGCGGUUGCGUUUAAAGAGAUGGAUGAUAAGUAUGAGGCGAGAAGGCUGUUGAAGGUUGCGGUGUUGUUCUUGCCGAAUGAUGCGAGGGUGAGGGAGAUGAUCAGGGAGUGUGCGUUGAGACUCGGAUGA